AUGCGCGCUUGGUACUCCCCUGGUAUCCCACUCCCUGAUGCUCGUCUCGCGUUUGAGACGGCGCUGGUCCGCCAUUUCGAGAUUCAGUAUGCUAUGGACAACGUCGUCGUCGUUGACGCAUCUACCUCGCCGUUUGGAACACUUUCGGCGACAAUAUACGGAUUCGAAGGUCCCAAUGGCGGUGCUUUGGAGGUAGCUAUCACGUUAGACGACAAGGGCGGGGAGGACGACGAGGGAGACGACGAGGGAGACGACGAGGUCUGUCGACGGGGCUUCACACACCGGGUGCAACAAUUCGAUCCAUUGCCCUACGAAGAGCUGGAUCCACUCCGCGUUUUCUGCGCCUACCUACUCUGCUUUUGGGUGCUGCUGUAG
Pleurotus ostreatus (oyster mushroom) is the source of this 375-nucleotide messenger RNA. RefSeq lists its product as uncharacterized. NCBI's taxonomy places the organism in Eukaryota, Fungi, Basidiomycota, Agaricomycetes, Agaricales, Pleurotaceae. Bases 1 to 375 code for a protein of 124 amino acids. The record is from RefSeq and is a predicted model, not a curated record. The transcript is spliced from 2 exons.